Molecule: messenger RNA, 861 nt
Organism: Fonsecaea pedrosoi CBS 271.37
Lineage: Eukaryota; Fungi; Ascomycota; Eurotiomycetes; Chaetothyriales; Herpotrichiellaceae
Exons: 3
Coding region: 1-861 (286 amino acids)
Biological process (GO): positive regulation of transcription by RNA polymerase II
Cellular component (GO): nucleus
Molecular function (GO): zinc ion binding; DNA-binding transcription factor activity, RNA polymerase II-specific; sequence-specific DNA binding
Source: RefSeq, a predicted model, not a curated record
AUGCUGCCACAGAGCCAGUACUCCAUCUCACUCGCGCCCGCGCCCGCUGCUGGGCGGCGCAAUGGUGAAUUCAGUGUCGGCGGCGAUAUCUCCUAUGCCACGAGGAAGAAGAAGAUUCCGCGCACCAAUCGUGCCUGUGAUCUUUGCAGGAUCAAAAAAGCCAAGUGCGAUGGAGACACACCGUGCAAAAGCUGCACGCGAAGGGGAACCUCGUGUACAUAUACCCAUGUACGGAGAAAUUCCCGGCCGUACACGGUAUUGGCGUAUGCCGAAAUGCUAGGGCGACAGCAAGCCACUCUUAUCGAGGCCGUCCAUAUCCUUCAUCACCGUCUCAGAACAGGGGAGGCGACGGACGAUCUUGGCGCUCAGUUCAUGAAAGAGGACUCGAGUGUCAAUGAUAUCCUGCAUCAUCUAGGGCUGACCCCUCUCGAGGUUUAUGAGGCCGACCCCGAACACGGCGAAACCGGUCCACAGUCGACGGUUUCACCGGUCAGCUCCCCUACAACCACUCCUGCCAGUGCCGAGGACAGAAUCACACAGUCUCAGCUGGAAUGGGGGGACUACCAGGUCCCAUUGGAAAAUCCAGACAAAGCGGCUUUUGUUGAGACUCCUGCUAUGCCGUCGCAGGACCAGCCUUUCAGUGGUGUUGAGCCCCUGACCACGGAUGAUCCUUUCCACUAUGAUUUGUGGGGAAAUGACAGCGGGCUGGAGGCACAGAGCUUCCUUGUUCCCUCGCCAUCGCCGCAGGACGCUUUUUCAGAAGCACAGUCUGAUUGGAAUUUUUCAGAGUCGUGCCCUCUUUCCUACCUUGCGCCUGCCGGGAAGUCAGGGCAUCACCAGAACGUUAAGCUUGUAUUUUAG